AUGGCGGCCGCGCUGCUCGCCCGUGUUCUAUCGGCGGUGCCCGGUCCGCGGUACCUUCUCAGAUGUAGUAAUACCUGCAUGGUGGAGAAGUGGUUUUCAAAAUAUAUUAGUUCAGAUAACCGUCCAAAGCAGCCUCUGACAGCCUACAUACGCUUUUAUAAAGACCAGCAACCGAUUUAUAGGAAACAAAAUCCAGAUAUAAGUCCUUUGGACAUAACAAGACAGAUAGCACAUGCUUGGAGGGAGCUGCCAUCAUGUGACAAACAAGCUUAUGAAGCAGCUGCAAAGAUUGAAAGGCAGACUUACAAAGAACAGAUGGCCAAAUACAAAGCCCAGUUAACUCCUGCUCAGGAAGAAGCUUUGAAAGAAGAAAAGAGAAGGAAAGUGGCAAAAAGAAGGGCAACAAGGAGAAAAAGACAAUUAACAGUGCUUGGAAAACCUAAAAGACCUCGUACUACCUUCAAUAUUUUUAUGUCUGAACACUUCCAAGAAGCUAAAGGAGCCUCAGUUACGGGAAAGAUGAAAAAUCUAUUCGAAGAAUGGCAAAAAUUGCCCAGUUCUAUAAAACAGACGUAUUAUCAGCUUGCUGAAGAUGAUAAGAUCCGGUAUGAAAAUGAAAUGAAGUUAUGGGAGGAACAUAUGGCAGAAAUUGGCCGUGACGAUCUUAUACGUAUUAAAAACAGAAGGAAAAUGUCUAAAGAAAAGAAAACUGUAAGAAAAGCAACUUUAAAAAAGCGGGAUACAACUUUAAAGAAGCCAUUGGGAAGCAAAAGGGCUUCACCAGCACCUAGUGUGAAGAAAUCUGAAGAAUAAAAGGUGAAAUAAAUUAUGUUUUGUCCUUCCUGAGUGCAGUCAUUAAUGCAUUCAGAAAUUACGCUUGGCUGGAAAGGAGCUGAGGUGAGAUUGUUUGCUUGAGAAAAAGAAACUUGGAAUGACAAAGUUUUAAAUUUCUGGAAAUUGUC
Molecule: messenger RNA, 962 nt
Organism: Euleptes europaea (tarantolino)
Lineage: Eukaryota; Metazoa; Chordata; Lepidosauria; Squamata; Sphaerodactylidae
Gene: TFAM
Product: transcription factor A, mitochondrial
Exons: 7
Coding region: 1-813 (270 amino acids)
Molecular function (GO): transcription cis-regulatory region binding
Source: RefSeq, a predicted model, not a curated record